Molecule: messenger RNA, 3719 nt
Organism: Motacilla alba alba
Lineage: Eukaryota; Metazoa; Chordata; Aves; Passeriformes; Motacillidae
Gene: AMN1
Product: antagonist of mitotic exit network 1 homolog
Exons: 7
Coding region: 513-1298 (261 amino acids)
Biological process (GO): SCF-dependent proteasomal ubiquitin-dependent protein catabolic process
Cellular component (GO): SCF ubiquitin ligase complex
Molecular function (GO): protein binding
Source: RefSeq, a predicted model, not a curated record
CCUAACACAUAAAAAUCACAAACCAAACCAAAAAACAAACAAAAAUAAACACAAAAAAACCCAAAAACAAAGACAAAAUUAAUUGCAGGACGAAAGAGCUGGAAGACAGCAGGCUCUUAUCGCUGCAGAUGGAUGCGAUAUCAGGCAACUCCGUGCUGUGGAAUGCCUCCACUGAUGGCAGCAAGGAGGAAAGAGCCUUUAAAACCACUGUAGGCCUUGCCUGAAGGCUCACAGCUCUCCUGUACUUCUUCCAGGCUUGGGAGAACACUUCCUCCUAACUAUUAAGCUCUGGAGAUGGGGAGCGAGAGGCCGGAUUUUGCGGCUGCGGGGCGCUCCAGCGCUCCAGGCCGCUUCAGGAGCCCUCGCAAGGCGGGCCGGGAGCAGGACUACAUCUCCCGUCAGCCCGCCGCCCGCCGCCAUCUCGGCACCGACCGCCGGGCCGGGCCGGCGGCCCCGCUUUCCCCGCUCCCCGCCGCGUUCCUCGGGCCCCGCCGCAUUCCCCGCUCGCUGCCAUGAGCUGGGACGGCGCCGGCGAGGAAGUCCGGCUCCUCCUGGACCUAUGCCUUCAGUGUUUGACAAAGAACCUUUCCAGAUACUCUGCAGAUAUUAAGUCAUUGCCACCCAAUAUAAAGGAUAAACUGAUCAAAUUAAUGAGUAGGCAAGGGCAAAUAACUGAUGCAAAUAUCAGUGAGGUAUUGCACCCUGCUGUGGAGUCUCUGGACCUCCGAGACUGUGAUAUUUCAGAUAAUGCAUUAUUGCAGCUUUAUAACUGCAAGCAGCUGAAAAAAAUCAACUUAAAUUCUUGCAAGGAGAGCAGAUUUGGAAUUACUUCAGAAGGAGUCACAGCACUGGCCUUAUCCUGUCCCUACCUGCGUGAAGCAUCUUUCAAAAGGUGCUGUGAUAUAACUGACAGUGGAGUUCUGGCUCUUGCACUCAACUGCCAAUUCCUACAAAUAGUGAACUUGGGCAGCUGCUCAGGCAUCAUGGAUGCAUCUCUGCAGGCACUCGGAGAAAACUGCAAAUUUCUUCACAGCGUGGACUUCUCAUCUACUCAGGUAACAGAUGAUGGCGUUGUAGCACUAGUGAGUGGAACAUGUUCAAAGAAUUUAAAGGAGAUCCACAUGGAGCGCUGUGUGAAUCUGACGGACAUCGCUGUGGAAGCCGUCCUUACUUGUUGUCCCAAGAUACACAUUUUUCUAUUCCAUGGAUGCCCACUGAUAACAGAUCGGUCCCGAGAUGCUUUAGAGCAGCUCAUCAUAUCAAACAAAAUCAAGCAGCUAACGUGGACUGUUUACUGAUUAUUUAUCCAGUACAUGUGAGUGUCAAGUUUACAGGUGGAGAGCUCCUUCAGUAAACAAGCACCUUGGAGAACUAGCUGGUGACUUUGGUUCCACCAGGUUGCAUCCCUCCUGCUUCCCACUGGAGGUCUCCAUUGCCAUUCCAGUCCUUGCCUGUGAGCCAAGGCUUCCUCAUUGUCUUUCCUUGGAGCCCUGUCUGUCUUUGCAUUGAUCACACUUCAUUGAGAGGAAAGUUAAACUAUAAUUAAUAUUACAGGGCCGUUGCUCAGGCUUCCUGAAGUGCUGGAUUUGGCUGCUAUUUAGUAUCCUUUAGCAAUUUAGCCACAAACCCAGUUUAGGCAAGUGUGUGUUCUGAGUUUGUAUUCUGGGGUGGUACUUAAAAUUAAAAGUACCCAGCUCAAAUGUAAUAUUGACACACAGCAGUGUCUGUGAAGUUGGGAGUUGAAUCUAACAAAAAUCAACAGCCAGAACUGGUGAAUGGAGGUGACAUUAACAGUGAUACAAAUGUCCUUUCAGUAGUAACAAAGAAUCUCCUUUCACCAUGUACUUUUGCUAGGUCUGGAGUAAAAAACUUAGGUACCUUUCUUCUGAUGUUACUGAUGCUGCAGGUUUCUCUUCUUCCUUAUCAUCAAAUACUUGCUGGAUUUUUACACACCCAAAAGUACAGCCUGUGAAUGUGUAAACAUAAACUUGCUUUGGAAUUGCUAUGGUGACUUUACAAAUUUCAGAGUAGUAGCCGUGACCAAGAAUAGGAUUUUAUAUAUGGGCAAAUAUUUAAUUUGCCCUGGCUUUUGCCUGGGUUUCUACAUGAAAAUCCUUUUAGGGAACAAAACACUGGUACUCAUAAGUGUAUCUGUGAGUGAAAUAGGACCAAAUGUAGCGUCUGAGCACAUAAAUCUCAGGAUGGUAGAGUGUGUUCUGCUGUAUGCAGUUCAGUACAUAUCCAGUGGUCCCCGGAAGCUGAAAAUAUCAAUAAAUUUAUUGUUCAGUUAUAGUAAUAUUAAAAAUAAUUUUUGAACUGUAGAGUGAGUUUAUUACAUGAUGAAGCAGUGCUCUCAUCACAAUUAUAAGUCAUGUUCCUUGGCUUUCUUGAACCAGCAUAACCUCUAGUCAGAGUUCUAUGAUUUCUGCAUUAAGCUCCUUAAUGCCAGUCAUUUUAGCUUUAUAAGGGCGUGGAGCCCACUGGGUUCUUCCUCUGGAUCUGGAAGUAGAAGGGUUUAGCUAUGGUGGUCUAACAUGGAUUUGAUGACAUCUGGAAACCUAAAGAGUUUAGGCAACCAUAAGGAAUAUGUUUACUUUACCAUUUAACUGUUGUCAUAGCCACACCUAAGCAUUGCAGAAAUAAACCAGUCUUAUAUUAAUCUAUUUAAAGUUCAGGUCUAAUUGCAUGGAAGGUCAUUUUUGUUGCCAAUAUUAAAUUAUAUUAUGAUGUCCAACAAUAAUUUUUAUUCUUCUGUUGAUUAUAUGGUUUAUGGAAGUGCAAGACUAUUUAGAAAAGUUGUUCAGGUGUCAGUGAAAGUUUAUUUUUCCAAGACCAUCACCUAAAUCCCUUACUCUUGUUUCAUGGCUCAGCCCAGUGAUGAAUAUUUUCCUGUAAUCCCUGUGGGUGUAACUGCACCAGUACAAACCGUUGGUGCAAGGAGUUGAUUUUGCUACAGUAGCCACAAGCAUCUGACAGCUGUCACUGCAGCAAAUCCUUGCACCAGAUAGAGGCCUAAUAACCUAAUCUACCAGGUUUUAUUUCCUUUUUUUUUUUAUUUGCUGAGGAGUAGUUUAUUUUUAUGCCCUGUGGAAUCCCUGGGAUCAGUCAGGUCCCAUCAUUCCUUUGAACUCUGGGACAAUAAAUCUGUGUUGCACUGUUUUUGAUAUUGAAUCAUACAGCUCUUUAGGCAGCUCUGUGAAACAAUGCUACUGCUAACCUCAUGGCAGAGUUGUCCUUUUUCUCCUUGCUAAUAUAGCCUUGGAUUUGUCAUGUUGAAGGCAAAUGCAGCUUGUACUGUGUCCUUAAGUGUGCCUGUAGAUUUACCAUCUUCCCCUACAGCCUCUUCUCUAUGUGUAAUUUAGUGGUACAUCCUCACGUGGUGCUUAAAAAGCUGUGCAACACUGCAACAAGGUAACACUUUAAUUUUAGGUUUGAAAGUUUAAUGUAAGUUAAAUUUAAAUCCUUCACCGUUAGAGCUUGAGUCUGCCCUUAUGUUUUUAGUAUUUGCAUAACUCUACUGGAAUGUUUUUUGGUUCACAGUAAUUUUCAACAAAUGUUUACAGGCACUGGGUGAAGUGGGAGAAGAACCUCAUGGAUGUGCUUGCCACUUCAUAUUCUCUAUUGUUUGGACAUUGUUAUUGUUGUGAGCCUUGCAGAAUAUUCACAUACUGUUACGAAGAUUAAAGUUUGGAAGUUGGCUGUUUGGAGAGUUCUGAAAA